Drosophila rhopaloa is the source of this 860-nucleotide messenger RNA. RefSeq lists its product as uncharacterized. The record is from RefSeq and is a predicted model, not a curated record. NCBI's taxonomy places the organism in Eukaryota, Metazoa, Arthropoda, Insecta, Diptera, Drosophilidae. The transcript is spliced from 2 exons. The coding region runs from base 90 to 791 and encodes 233 amino acids.
UAGUUAGUAAUAAACAAACCGCUGACCGGGAAGCAUUGAUUGACACACACAAAAUUUAUAUAAAACAAACAAAGAGAAAACCUGAAAAAAUGUCACCAUUUAAGCUGAUGCUUCAGCUUCUUCUCCUCGGCAUUGUGCUAGUUUCUGGAAAGUAUCGCUAUCACAGGAAGUACAAAUACUCUCCGGAGUUGAUAAGCGAGCUAAAAGACUUUGAGAAACUGAUUCCCAGUGUCACCAUCGAUGAAAUUGUCGCCGAGCACAUGAUUACGGAUUCGGGCUUUCGCAAAGCCAUAAAGUUUUUGCGCAGCUCCGAUUUCAAGAGAUUACAACAGCGCAUUGAGUCUCUGCCAGAAGUUGUAGAUCUAAUUAACUUUGUUCAUCUGAAUGACACGGCCUCAGAAAAAGAGCAAAAACACUGGCAUCAUCAUUUCAAUUUCAUCAGGCAUCGUCGAUCGGUUGAUGACGAUCUCAGGGAGGAGAUCUUUGUGGUGCUACUUGAACCUAAUUCAGAGACCACACAGUUGAGCUCCUUUACGAGCUUUGUGCAGGAACUACUCACGCAUCUGCCCCGAGAUCGAUUUGUGGCCUUAAUAAAUGAAAAACGCCAGCGAAGCCCCAUAUUUGCAAAGUUUUAUGAGGCACUGAAAAGUCCAGAGUUUAAGACAAAGUCCGAAGCAGCCUGGAAAACAACUAAUGUACAGAGCGUGGUUCGGGAGCUCUCGGGACAUGCCAUCGAUGCUCAGGACCUAAAAACAAUUGGCUACGAAGUCAUCUCCUGGGGUCCAACGUAGUGUAAGAACUCCUCCUGCGUUUAAGUCUAAUAAAAUCAAAACUCAAUGGUAGUGUUAGCCAAAGUCGAA